This is a messenger RNA of Cricetulus griseus (Chinese hamster), 1394 nucleotides long. The record is from RefSeq and is a predicted model, not a curated record. NCBI's taxonomy places the organism in Eukaryota, Metazoa, Chordata, Mammalia, Rodentia, Cricetidae.
AUGGGUCACUCUGCCUGUGAGUGUGCCUAUACCAGCCGACACUUUGGAUGCCUAGUCCUGUACCUGUCUGUACCCUCCCAGGCUCAACGCUGGCGCAGCGAGAACUUUGAGAGGCCGGUGGACCUUGAGGGCUCAGGGGACGACGACUCGUUUCCUGAUGAUGAACUGGAUGACCUCUACUCAGGGUCGGGCUCCGGCUACUUUGAGCAGGAGUCUGGCCUGGAGACAGCCAUGCGGUUCGUCCCCGACAUGGCCCUGGCUGCACCCACUGCGCCUGCCGUGCUACCCACGACAGAUAUUCAGCCCGUGGAUACCCCAUUUGAGGGGCUCCUUUCUGAGCACCCCAGCCCGGAACCAGUUACCAGUCCCCCGCUGGUAACAGAGGUGACAGAAGUCCAGGAAGAGCCCAGCCAGAGAGCCACCACUAUUUCCAUCACCACUUCUACCACCGCUGCUACCACUACAGGGGCCCCUACUAUGGCCACAGCACCUGCCACAGCAGCAACCACUGCCGCUGGCACUCCCGCAGUACCCCCUGCCACGGCCACCACUGCUGAUGUAAGGACCACCAGCAUACAGGGGCUGCUGCCUCUUCCCCUGACCACGGCUGCCACAGCCCAGGCCACUACCCCAGCAGUGCCCUCACCACCAACUACUGUGGCUGUCUUGGACACGGAGGCCCCAACACCUAGGCUGGUCAGCACAGCUACCUCGAGGCCACGGGCCCUUCCUCGGCCAGUCACCACCCAGGAGCCUGAUAUUGCUGAGAGGAGUACCCUGCCACUGGGGACCACCGCUCCUGGACCCACGGAGGUGGCUCAGACCCCGACUCCUGAGUCCCUUCUGACUACCAUCCAGGAUGAGCCAGAGGUGCCAGUGAGUGGGGGACCCAGUGGGGACUUCGAGCUGCAAGAAGAGACCACACAGCCUGACACAGCCAAUGAAGUGGUGGCUGUGGGAGGAGCCGCAGCCAAGCCCUCACCUCCGCCAGGGACACUGCCCAAGGAUGCCCGCCCAGGCCCUGGCCUCCACGACAACACCAUCGACUCCGGCAGCUCGGCUGCCCAGCUUCCUCAGAAGAGCAUCCUAGAGCGGAAGGAGGUGCUCGUAGCUGUGAUCGUAGGUGGGGUGGUGGGCGCCCUCUUCGCUGCCUUCCUGGUCACACUGCUCAUCUACCGCAUGAAGAAGAAGGACGAGGGCAGCUACACCUUGGAGGAGCCCAAGCAGGCGAGCGUCACGUACCAGAAGCCUGACAAGCAGGAGGAGUUUUAUGCUUAGCAGAGCCACAGUGCCUCCUGCAGCCACCUUGCCCAGUCCCUGGCCCCUACAACAGCCCAGGUCUGGGCCUGGGGAGGAGCCUGGCCCUGCUUCCUUCUGCCCAGGCUGCUAGCAUA